This is a messenger RNA of Closterium sp. NIES-65, 5313 nucleotides long. Lineage: Eukaryota; Viridiplantae; Streptophyta; Zygnematophyceae; Desmidiales; Closteriaceae. The record is from the annotation of a GenBank genome assembly.
AUGGCUACCCCUAGUGUCCUAGCUUUUGACGCUGAGGGUCGCGCCAUUGAUUUUGAGGUCUGGUUAGACGACCUGCAGCUGUUCUUACAGUGCGACAGGGCUGACGACCUUUCUCUCUUUGACCUCACCUCUGGCGCCUCUCCUGCUCCUGCUGCUGAUGCUGAUCCCACUGUCUGCUCUAAGUGGGCCACCCGCGAUGCUGCUGCACGUCUUGCUGUGCGUCGCCACCUCCCUACCUCUGAGCGUGCGCACUUUAGUCAGUACAAGAGUGCUCAGACCUUGUACGACGCUGUAGUUGCGCGCUACUCCUCCCCUGCCACUGCUUCACUGAGCCGUCUCAUGCUUCCCUACCUCUUUCCUGACCUCUCUGCCUUUCCCACUGUUGCUGACCUCAUUACGCACCUCCGCACUAGUGACACUCGCUACCGCGCCGCCCUUCCUGCUGAGUUCUGCGCUAAGAACCCACCCCCCAUGUACAUCGCUCUCUACUACGUAGUCGCGCGCCUCCCUGACUCCCUUCGUGUCGUCAGGGACCACUUUCUCGCAGUCUGUCCCACCACCCUCACCGUCGACCUCCUCGAGAAGGCCCUCCUCGCAGCGGAGAAGAGUAUAGUUGCUGUAGGUGCUUCUCGUGGUGACCCUCGCACCCCCAUCUUUGAGGGGUGCUCUCCUUCCCCCUUGCUGCCCUCUGUUGCCUCUGCUGCUGCUGCCGACCUGCUUGGUCUUGAGUCGGUCGGCGCGGCGUCUACCCCUAGUGGGAGACGUCGCUCCUGCAAGGGCAAGGGGGGCAAGGGCGCGGGUGGAGCUGGAGGGGGCGGUGGCGGUGGCGGCGGUGGCGGCGGAGGGAGUGGGGGUGGCAGCGGGACUAGUGGCGGGGGUGGUGGUGGUGGUGGCAGCAGCGGCGGAGACGGUGGUGGUGGUGCCAGCGGUGGUGGUGGAGGCAGCGGCGGAGGUGGAGGCGGCGGAGGUGGAGGCGGUGGAGGCGGCAGCGGAGGAGGCGGUGGUGGUGGAGGAGGUGGAGCUGGUCGGGGUGGUACCCAGCAGCGUAGCGGCGGUGGUGGUGGCCAGCGCUCGCAGCGGCAGCAGCAGCAGCGCUCGCGGGACAUCCCUCCGCCUCAGCAGCUUCGUGAGUGGUACGCUGGGCGUCAGAUGGGUGGGGGUACUGGUCCCUGCACCUACGUUCUUCGUUCCGGCGAUCGCGCGGGUGAGCAGUGUGGGGUUGCCCACGCCACCCAGCGCUGCUUUGGCCGCCUGACGGACGCUUGGCGUCAGCAGUUCCCUGGGGCUAGUGAGAUCCCUCGCUGGGAUGAGCUUCUAAGGGCUGGUGUAGCAAUCUUUGAUCUUGAUUUUGAUGCUAUCCUUGCUGCUAUGUAUGCUGUGGAUUAUAGUGAGGAGAAUGAGGGUUACCGGUGUUUCCAGCCCGACCCGGGCAUUGGUACUGCUGCGCUAGGUGCUUGUGAGGCUGCUGCUCUAGGUGCCAGUGCGUCUGUGCUCUCAGGUACUGGUGAGACUGCGCUCUCAGGUACUGCAUCGUCCUCGUCCUCCCUCACUUUCACACUUGACUCCGGGGCUUCUCGCUCCUUCUUUCGAGACCGCACUACCCUUACGCCGCUCGGCCGGCCGGUUGCGGUCUCCCUUGCUGACCCCUCUGGGGGUCCUGUCCUGUCUCACUUCUCCACUGUCCUCCCGUGUCCGGCUGCCCCUUCGGGCACCCUGUCUGGUCUGUACCUUCCCUCGUUCUCUACGAACUUGGUGAGGGGAGCGGACCUGCAGGAUGUGGGGGUUCACCAGUUCACUCCUGCGAGUCAGCGGGUGACCCACUGCACGGAGGCACGCACAGGCCGACACCUGGCCACGUUCUCGCGUCGGCCGGGGUCGAGUCUCUACACCCUGACCGUUGAGUCUCCUCCUGUCCCUGCGUCUGGUCAGGUGGCUGCGUCGGGUCAGGUGCUUGCUGCUGCGUCCCGGUCAGGACCUUCCUGUGUCCCCUGUGUCGAGGGUCGCCUCCGGGCUACUCCUCACUCCUCCCACUUCCCCCCGACAGAGGCUCCCCUGCAGGCGCUUCACAUGGAUGUGUGGGGCCCAGCCCCCGUCCGUGGGCAGGGUCACGAGCGCUACUUCCUUUUGGUGGUUGAAGACUACUCGCGUUACACCACAGUCCUCCCCUUGCGCAGCAAGGGUGCGGUCACUGAGGUGCUGAUCGACUGGAUCCGCGAGGCUCGUCUCCAGCUCAGGAAGAGCUUCGGCUCGGACUUUCCUGUUCUGCGUCUGCACUCGGACAGAGGCGGAGAGUUCUCUUCUCGCCUUCUGCGGGACUACUGUCGUGCACGGGGGAUUCGCCAGACCUUCACGCUUCCGGACUCACCACAGCAAAAUGGGAUUGCUGAGCGCCGCAUUGGCAUGGUCAUGGAUGUUGCUCGUACGUCCAUGAUGCAUGCGGAUGCCCCCCAUUUUCUGUGGCCGUUUGCAGUGAGGUACGCGGCGCAUCAGCUCAACCUUCACCCCCGGGUCUCUCGGCCUGCGAUGUCCCCAGCCUUGCUGUGGACGGGGAAGGUUGGCGAUGCGUCUGUGUUCCGUGUCUGGGGAUCUCGGGCGUUUGUCCGCGACUUGUCUGCGGACAAGCUGUCCCCUCGUGCUGCUCCCUGUGUCUUCCUUGGCUUCCCCACUGACGCCCCAGGGUGGCAGUUUUACCACCCCUCCUCUCGUCGUGUUCUGUCCUCCCAGGACGUCACGUUCGACGAGUCAGUCCCCUUCUACCGUCUCUUCCCCUACCGCACUCCUUCUCUCCCCCCUCCCCCAGACUUCCUUGUGCCGGUUCCCCCCCCGGUAGACCCCCUCCUCCCUCAGGUUCCUGCCCCCUCAGGUGUGUCCCAGGUAGACGCCGUUGACUCGGUCGAGGUUACUGGUGACUCUGGUGCUGCUGCGGGUGCUGAGCCUGGGGGUGCUGACUCUGGGGGUGCUGUGCGCGGGGGUGCUGAGCCUGGGGGUGCUACUGCUGGGGGUGCUGGGCCUGGAGCUGCUGAGCCUGGGGGUGCGAAGCUGGGAGCUGCUGAGCCUGGGGGUGCUGCGUCUGGAGCUGCUGAGCCUGGGGUUUCUCCUGCUGCUGCGUCUCGCCGGGAGCCCCUCUCUCCACAGGAGCUGCGUGAGUGGUUCGCUCGCCGCUGGAGGCGUGCUGCUGAGUCUGGAGGUGCUGCUGGAGCUGGAGCUGGAGCUUCUUCGACCGUCGAGGAUGCGGGUGCUGCCGGUCCCAGAGCUGCUGGACGUGCGGGUCCUCCUGGAGCUGGAGCUGCUGAGGGCGUUGGUGCUGAGCCUACUGCUGUUGGUCCUGCCGCUGGAGGUGUGGGUGGCGCUGGUGCUGUCGCUGAGGGUGCUGGUGCUGUCCCUGCUGAGUCUGGAGCUGCCGCGCGGCCUCGGCCGUACUUCGUUCCGCUCUUGCAGCAGGUUCUUGGUCUUUCUCCUCCACUAGAGGGUCCACCGCCUGUCCAGUCGCAGUCCCUGCUGGAGCCUUCCUCUCCACUGCCUGCUCCCUCUCCUUACACUGGUCCUACUGGAGGUCUUGCUGAGCGUCAUGAGCCUGCGUCUCGUCCCGCGUCGCCUGUUCGUGCUGCUCGCGCUAGUGGUCGCAGUUCGCGUCAGCGUCCUCCUCUUGUCCCUGGCACGCACCGGAUGUCUUUGCGUCCGUCCACGGCUCCUCUGCGCGCCCCUUUGCCUUCUCCUCCUGAGUCCUCUCUUCCUGCGCUUGCCGACCCUGAGUCGGACUCUCUUCAUGCUGCCAGUCCUACUGUCACGCGUCUGCUUGCUACUGUCGUCACUGACCCCUCUUUUGAGUCCACUGCUGCGUCUGCUCUAGUCGCUGAGCUCGUCGACUUUGCUGCUCGCUGUCGUCUCGACUACGCUGCUAGUCUUGUUGCUGAGUCUGCGUCUGUCUGUCCUCCGUCCGUCGGGAGUGAGUGUGCUCUUGGCACGAACGUCCUAGAGGACAGGCAGGAGGAGUUACAGUGUCUAGUGGCUGCUUCACCUCAUCUCGCGUCUCGACUGCUUGCCCCUGAGGGAGACCCGGAUGCACUAGACAUCCCGACUCCGCGUUCUUACGCGGAGGCCGUAGAGGGUCCCUACUCCUCUCAGUGGCAGGCAGCUAUGGAUGCAGAGAUGGCUUCCUGGAAGUCCACAGGCACCUACGUUGACGCGGUUCCCCCUCCUGGGGCGAACAUCGUCAGUGGCAUGUGGAUCUUCAGGGUGAAGCGGCCGCCGGGCUCUCCACCUGUCUUCAAGGCACGGUACGUUGCUCGUGGCUUCAGUCAGCGGCAGGGAGUUGACUACUUUCAGACCUUCUCUCCCACCCCGAAGAUGACUACUCUUCGGGUGCUGCUGCACAUAGCCGCUCAGCGCGACUACGAGCUUCACUCUCUCGACUUCAGCACUGCGUUCUUGCAGGGUAGCCUGCACGAGGAGAUCUGGCUUCGCCGUCCACCUGGCUUCACUGGGACUUUCCCUCCUGGCACCCAGUGGAGCCUCCGACCGCCAGUCUACGGUCUCCGCCAGGCACCGCGUGAGUGGCACGACACACUGAGGACUACGCUUGCGGCUCUUGGGUUUGCUCCUUCUUCUGCUGACCCGUCGCUGUUUCUUCGCACCGACACUUCCCUCCCGCCGUUCUACAUCCUCGUGUACGUCGACGACUUGGUCUUUGCCACAGCGGACACUGCUGGACUCGCCUACGUGAAGUCCGAGCUGCUGAAGAGACACACGUGCACAGACCUGGGUGAACUGCGCAGCUACCUUGGCUUGCAGAUCACUCGGGACAGAGCACGCCGCACCAUUACCUUGACUCGGUCACACAUGGUGCAGCAGGUCCUUCAGCGCUUCGGCUUCACACCGGAGCACAUGGCUGCAGCGAAGAGGGUAUUGCGCUACCUGUGCAGUACGUCGGGCAUGGGGCUAGUGCUUGGAGGGCGGAGUCCAGUGGUCCUUACCGGCCACGCGGACGCUUCUUGGGCUGACGACCAGGCUACGCAGCGGUCGUCACAGGGUUACACCUUCAACCUUGGUUCCGGCUCUGUCUCGUGGCGGUCUACUCGCUCGUCUUCGGUUCUCGGCUCCAGUUGUGAGGCUGAGAUCUACGCCGGGGCCAUGGCUGCACAGGAGCUUCGCUGGCUCACCUACCUGCUGACUGACCUUGGAGAGCCGCCUCGUUCUCCUCCAGUGCUGUACGUAGACAACAAGGCCAUGCUGGCCUUGUGUCGAGAGCAGCGCUUGGAGCACAGAACGAAGCACAUUGCUCUCCGCUACUUCCUUGCUCGUGAGCUGCAGUAG